CACUGUCUUCAUCCACUUGACUCCUAAGACCCGCCCACACGUGGCCAACCUUUCGCGUGUUUUAAUGCUUUUACACUGCAGGUUCAUGUGUUGAGACCAACCUUAUAUGGACUGAUCGGACAAGGUAAUGGCUUAUUUCCCUCUAGCACCCAGCAGUAGCACAGUAUCCAUGAGCCACAUAUAGCACUUCAGCCACUUUGGCAUUCUUCCUGGACUUACAGACACUGAAUCCACUGCUACUUGCUUAGCGGAUUGUCCGAAAAGCUGGUGCAGCAACUUUUCCCUGCAUAUUUCCCCCCACCAGAAUAUGUCGUUGACCAACACAAAGACGGGCUUUUCUGUAAAGGACAUUUUGGACCUUCCUGACACAAAUGACGAAGAAGGAUCUAUCACCGGAGCGGAGGAAGACACGGAGGGAUCGGAGACCACGUCCACGACAAAAAACACUGGAGUUUUGGUGCAAAGUCCUCUAGAAAACGUUCCUAAUCUGCCUUUAAAGAAUCCCUUUUAUGAUAGUAGUGACAAUCCUUACACACGAUGGCUUGCUACUACGGACAGUAUUCAAUAUUCAUUGUUUCUCCCGUUUCUUGCCGCAGUGCACGGUCUAUCCGCCAGCUCUCAGGACUCGGCCAAGUCCCCGGAGCCGUCCGCGGACGACGAAUCGCCGGACAACGAUAAAGAAACUUCCAGCAGCGGCGGCAGCGACUCCGGCAAGAAACGGAAAAGGAGGGUGUUGUUUUCCAAGGCGCAAACUUACGAGCUGGAGCGUCGCUUCAGGCAGCAGAGGUACCUGUCCGCCCCGGAGAGGGAGCACCUGGCCAGCCUGAUUCGCCUCACCCCGACCCAGGUGAAGAUCUGGUUCCAGAACCACCGGUAUAAGAUGAAGAGAGCCCGGGCCGAGAAAGGUAUGGAAGUGACCCAUCUCCCUUCUCCCAGGCGGGUGGCCGUGCCCGUCUUAGUCAGGGAUGGAAAGCCUUGUCACACUCUUAAAGCUCAGGACUUGGCGGCCACUUUUCAGGCCGGGAUCCCCUUCUCGGCUUAUAGUGCCCAGUCACUCCAACACAUGCAGUAUAACGCGCAGUACAGCGCCGCGGCCACGCCACAGUUCCCAGCACAUCACUUGGUGCAAACGCAACAGUGGACUUGGUGAGAGAAAUUAUAGAGACUUGGCUUGGAGGCACGGUAGGGAGUUUCACCACAAAGCAAAGAAAAAAAAUAAAACGCAAAAAACAAAAGACUUUUCAUUUUUGCAGCUUGACUCAUAUAUAUAUACUACCAUUUUUAUUCGGGGCUCAUGUGUGCGCCGUGUUUACAUGUUUUCGUUAAGAGAACUGGGUCCGAACCUCUCCCUUAUAGAUUUUAUUGAGAAUGUCAAUGCUCUUCUUGUGAAUUUUUUUGUAAAGUAUGUUGUGUGUUGGUUGUAGAGAUGUUUUUCUCUUUUUUUUUCUUUUGUCCCUUCGUGUUAUUAUCAGCACGUACGAACCACUUUAUAAUUAUAGAAAUUUUAAUUUCUUGCUUCUUUUAUGGACCGAAAAAAAUAUUUAUGGCCAUGAAUAAACACUGGCAACUUUGCAGCUAUUUUCCUUUUGUUUUUAUUUCCUGUAAAUAUUUUGUGGCAAAUGUUUGCAACAUAGAGAGCUUUAGGGAGCUUAAAGCUGAAGUUUGGCCUCUAUAUAUUUACACAAAAACAACGGGGGAGUGAUUUUUGGCAAAACGUUGUGACUACACAUAUGUAAAUAACAGUGUAGCCGCGCGGUGUUGGCUAAAUAUCCCACAAUUUUUUAUAAGGAUUUUAAAAUAAAAUGCUGUGUUUUUGAAAAGAGGGUUUGGUUUAUAUAAGUGUCCAUAUUCGAUUUGAUCAUCUCUGAAAAGACAUCUAAACAUCACAAUGAAAGGCGAGGAGUUAAACACUAUAUUGUGGGACAGAAUGGAGCUUGACUCUGGGAAUAAAUCUCUAGCGCACUUCAGUUCUUUCUUUUUAGGCAAAUUUAAUCCGGAGAAUAUUUUUUCCCAAUCCGAACACCUCACUAAUAAAGAGCCUAAAGUCACUUGUGAAAUGGGACCAAAAUCCACUCACUUAAUAUAAGAGGGCUUCUUCACACAAGAAGCUUUUGAGUCAAAAGCUCUCCUUUUUGUCAGCAUUCCCACUCCCGGCCUUGGGCGUAAAGUGGCAGACUGUGGGGGGAAAAUCGUUUUAAUGCAAUAAAUGUUUUGUUAUCUUGUUAAGCGCUAAACUGCAAAUAGAGCAGGAAUAAUCAAUGAGUCACCAGUCUUCUUUGUUUAACCACGGCGAACGGUCAACUAAAAUACGCACGGCUUAGAGGGGCUUUUACCGCCUAAUAAAGUUACUUUUCAUAUGAUCAUAUAACGUGUUAGCAAUGACAUUCCACAUUCAACUAUACUUUGCUCUAAUAGUCACCAUCUUAUUUAAGGUGAAACCAAAACAAGCACAAAUGGCUCCCCAGUGAUCCGUAGCGCACUGCGGAUUAUCAGAUCCAGUCAAUAUCUUGGGUAAAUAUGAUAACCUAGUAGAAAAAUCUAUGCAUCGUGUUUGUCCCGGGACAAAAAAAAUCCCACAACAGAUGUUAGAGUCGCCCCUAUCAUCACUGAACAAACAGCCAAAUUGGGCAGAUUUGCUAAUUAUUUACAGAAUUGAGUCUCAAGGGGCUACUGCUUUUGUGGGCGACGCAGACUCAAUUUGUCCCGGACAGAGAGGUUUUGUGUUUCAACACUGGUUGAGCGUGUAGGUCAAAUAAAUCAGCAGUUUGCUUAUAUUGUUUCGUUUUUGAAGUAUUUGUGGAUAAACAAGAAAUGACGCGUUGCUUAUAUCGUGCCAAGCAUCGCCUAUAUAGCAUAUUAAGUGUGAGGAGAAAUACGAUAUGAGAUGGGAAUUAUGAAGUAUAUUGCCAGAGGCGGUGAUGAAGGACUGGCUGUGAUUGGAUUGUUGUGGUUGAUAUUCUGGCUUCUUAAAAAAAAAAAAACGAAAAAAAAAAAAACGGAACAAAUGGGAUUUAAGACUAAUAUUUAAAACCUCAUAGAAAAAUGUAGACCUUUGUGUGUCUCUUUGCCUCCAGAUGUUGCCUCUGUGAUGAGACAGUUUUGUGACUCUAUCAUUGCAUAAUACAGUACACGACACAACAGUAGAGACAAAAGCCCAGGCCUGGUUUUGCUGGAUGUUAGAGGCGUGCAUGUUAACGAGCAUGCAGCAGCAGCAGCAGCAGCAGGAAAGGGGCUGCAGACAGUGUAGAUAGAGAGACUGACAGAGUUUCUUGGUGCUGUUCAGAGUCAGGGAGAUGUAUCCUUGGGCUUUUUGUCCUGCCUGUCACUUGGUGCCAUUGUGAUCUUUGCUGCACACGUUGUAUCCCAUAUGGGCAGCUGGGCUCGGACAAGGAGAAAAGGAUCUCUCACAAACCCCAAAUUGUAUCAAGCUUUCAAAUAAAGCAUUGUUGUCUCUCAAAGAAAAACGAAUUAAAAAUUCGUGCUAUAUCUAUUCUGGUAAAAAAAGAAAAAAGAAGCCCCAUUCACAGAUAACAGGGAGUCCUUCUUCCUUGAUAGAGCUAUGCCAACAACAGCCUUCUCAUUUCUCUUUCCCCUCUCUCCCCCGUUCUCCAGAGUGAAAGGCGGAUUAUUGUCUGUCCAAAAAAAGUCGCUCGUCACAGCGCAAAAAAACUAUUUUUAAUACCAGACAGUGUUCUUCCUUAUUUGCUUUGAGUCCCGCUGGUAUGCGUAGGCCUGUUUCUAAAAUAGAAUUUGUUUUAUGGAUUUCCGCAUCAGGUGUAAAACCGAGCUGCUGCGAACAUUCCAAAGAUUGGAUUUCACAAAACCUUUCCUGGAUUUUGCUGUAAAUUAGCCUAUACCAAGACGCUUUUCAAACUGGUAGCAAUUACAGAAUAUGCCAAUAGUAAGGUUAAUUAAUCUAAGAGGUAAAUGUUGAAGCUUCCAUUUGCAUUCUAAUUUCAUUGUGUGUCCGAUGAUCUGAAAGUGAUGCAGAUGUUUUUUUCAUGGGAACCAAAACUGGUGAUACUGGCAGGUGUUUGGUGGACUAAUGCGCCAAGAUUGACUGCCGUUGGAAAAUUUGAAUUUAUAAGCCAUGAAAAUGGCUCUUUUAUUUCUAAAUGUCAUAUUUUAUUAUGCAUUCAUAUUUAUAGAUCUUUUGUAUUUUAUUAUACCUUUUACAAAGCAACCCCCUUUAAAUCUAAAGCACUCUGGGCCUGUUUGUCCCCAAAUUUAUUUUAGAUUUAAACACAUUUUUAGGUCAACCCCCCAAAAAAAUGGAUUUGUGCAUCCAGUCACGCUCUGUUGUGUUUGCGUCAAAACAGCUGCAAAAUAAAAAAAUAUCACCUUUAUCAGCCUUUAUGGUAAACUUUUACGGUGAACAAUUUUCGCUUUGCAACCGUAUUUUGUCAUUAACGCACCAGAAAAUUAUACCACCCCUCUACCAGCUCAGCAACAGGGUCAGAUUUAUCGGAAAUUGCUUUUGGCUGCUUGAAGGGAUAAAACAGGCGACAUUAAAACAAGCAUCUUGGCAUGCAGCAUAGUUCAACCUGCGUGGAUAACACUAUUAUAUACCUUGGAAUACAAUACUUGAGGAAAUAUGCACUUGGGACACCAUGGAUCUUCGUCAUCCUGCCCAUUUGAACCUCGACAUGAAUCAUUUUUCUAUCGUGCACAUCGCCAAAUAAACGAGGAUUUCAAAGCUGUAAUAAGCGGUGCUUUUCAUUUAAAGGAAGCUAUCUGGGUUUUAUUGCCUUAAAGGAGAUCCAGAUUAGAUUCGCCACAGUGCCGAUAUUAAAGAGAGA
This is a messenger RNA of Perca fluviatilis (European perch), 4799 nucleotides long. It is a transcript of the gene nkx2.2a, whose product is annotated as NK2 homeobox 2a. Gene Ontology annotation, molecular function: RNA polymerase II cis-regulatory region sequence-specific DNA binding; DNA-binding transcription factor activity, RNA polymerase II-specific. Gene Ontology annotation, cellular component: nucleus. NCBI's taxonomy places the organism in Eukaryota, Metazoa, Chordata, Actinopteri, Perciformes, Percidae. The record is from RefSeq and is a predicted model, not a curated record. The transcript is spliced from 3 exons. Bases 308 to 1150 code for a protein of 280 amino acids. Gene Ontology annotation, biological process: regulation of transcription by RNA polymerase II; cell differentiation.